This is a messenger RNA of Aspergillus clavatus NRRL 1, 1689 nucleotides long. Its product is annotated as putative extracellular lipase. The transcript has a single exon. NCBI's taxonomy places the organism in Eukaryota, Fungi, Ascomycota, Eurotiomycetes, Eurotiales, Aspergillaceae. Bases 1 to 1689 code for a protein of 562 amino acids. The record is from RefSeq and is a predicted model, not a curated record.
AUGAACCUCAUCCGGGGUCUUCUGCCUAUUCUGGGUCUUUCCCCCGUCAUUCUGGCGGCUCCGGCUAAGCAGGCUGUGCCUACGGUCACCAUUGCAUCCCCCAAAGCCACCGUUCUCGGAUCGUCGGGCGCAGUCGAGAAGUUCAAUGCCAUCCCCUUCGCGCAGCCGCCGACAGGGUCUUUGCGUCUGAAGCCCCCUCAGCUGAUUCAGACAUCUUUGGGCACUGUUGACGGCACCGGUAGUGCCAAAUCGUGCCCCCAGUUCUUUUUCUCAACCGACAACACCGAGUUUCCCGGAUCGGUUACCGGUCUCUUGAUCAAUAACCCUCUGUUCCAGAAGAUCACCAAUGCCGGAGAGGAUUGUUUGACCCUGAACGUUGCGCGCCCGGCUGGCACGACGCCAGACUCAAAGUUGCCGGUGCUGGUGUGGAUCUAUGGUGGUGGAUUCGAACUGGGUGGCACAUCCACGUACGACGGGACAGCGCUGGUGGCCAGCUCGAUUGCUCUAGACAUGCCCGUUGUCUUCGUCGCCAUGAAUUACCGAGUAGGAGGCUUUGGAUUUCUGCCUGGCAAAGAGAUUCUCGCGGAUGGAGCAGCCAAUCUAGGGCUUCUGGACCAACGCUUGGCCCUGCAAUGGGUGGCAGACAACAUCGCCGCGUUCGGAGGGGAUCCUGACAAAGUUACGAUUUGGGGCGAGUCGGCGGGCUCGAUAUCUGUCUUCGACCAUAUGAUCCUGUACGAUGGGGAUCACACUUACAAAGGGAAGCCCUUAUUCCGGGGGGCCAUGAUGAAUUCCGGCAGUGCGAUUCCAGCAGAUCCGGUGGAUAGUGUCAAAGGCCAGCAGGUCUAUGAUGCGGUUGUAGAUCACGCAGGCUGCUCAUCUGCAGCGGAUACGCUAGAGUGCCUCCGCGCAUUGGACUACACGGACUUCUUGAACGCAGCCAACGCGGUGCCCGGAAUCCUCAGCUACCGUUCGGUGGCAUUGUCAUAUUUACCGCGACCCGACGGGAAGGUCCUGACCGAUAGCCCGGACAAGCUAGGUAAAGCGGGCAAAUACGCGCCAGUGCCAUUCAUUAUUGGCGACCAGGAGGACGAAGGUACCCUGUUCGCGCUGUUCCAAUCCAACAUCACGACCACCCGUCAGGUAGUCGACUACCUGGGUAAGUACUUCUUUUACGGAGCCUCGCGGGCGCAAUUGGAAGAACUGGUGGCUACAUACCCAGACGUGACGACGGAUGGUUCACCAUUCCGCACCGGCAUCUUCAACAACUGGUACCCGCAAUUCAAACGGUUGGCGGCGCUGCUCGGCGAUCUUACAUUCACGCUGACGCGCCGAGCGUACCUCAAGUACGCGACAGAAAUCAAGCCAGAUCUGCCGUGUUGGUCUUACAUAUCCUCAUACGACUACGGAACACCGAUCAUGGGAACCUUCCACGCCAGCGACAUCCUGCAGGUGUUCUACGGGAUAUUACCCAACUAUGCAUCGCGCGCCUUCCACACCUACUAUCUCAGCUUUGUAUAUGAUCUAGACCCGAAUGCUCGUCGGGGCAAUCUGAUGGAGUGGCCGCAGUGGAACAAAGGACAGCAAGUGAUGCAGAUUUUCAACAACCGGGGUGCCUUGCUCGCGGAUGAUUUCCGCAACGACACAUACAACUUCAUCCUGAACAAUGUCGAUUCAUUCCACAUCUAG